UACAGAUCAACCUUCUACAAUGCGGUGAUCCUUGGCCUGUGUAACUUCCUCGCGCCGGGCAUCUGGGGCGCCAUGAACUCGCUAGGCGCGGGUGGUCAAGCUAGCCCGCAUCUCGUGAACGCCGCCAACGCCCUCACAUUCUGCCUCAUGGUCCUCUCUUGCUUCUUCUCCAGCGCACUAGUAAACGUCAUUGGUAUCAAGUCCGUACUCAUCAUCGGAACGAUGGGUUAUGCUCCAUACGCCGCGGGCCUGUACACGAACAACCGUUUCGGCACGGAAUGGCUUGUACUUGUCGGCGCCGCGCUGUGCGGACUCAGUGCCGGGCUCUUCUGGAUGGCCGAGGCGGCGAUUGCGCUCGCCUACCCUGAGCCGUACAACCAGGGGAAGUUCCUCGGCUUCUGGCUCACCUUCCGUGUCUUCGGACAGCUCAUCGGCGGCGCUGUCAACCUGGGCCUGAACUCGAAGAACGGCGAGGCGGGCAAGGUCUCGUACACGGUGUACAUCGUGUUCAUCGUGCUACAGUCCCUUGCGCCGUUCGCGGGCCUGCUCUUGACGCCGCCGAAAAAGGUGGAGCGGUCGGACGGGCGGGCUGUGAAGCUCGAGAUCCAGGGCUCCACCAAGUCUGAGCUGGUCGCGACGGUCAAGCUGUUCUGCACUCGCGAAUUCCUUCUCAUCGUGCCUCUGAUCGCUCAGGCGGUCUUCUCCGAGGCUGUGAUGUUCACCUACCUUUCACUCUGGUUCAGCGUUCGCGCUCGCGCGCUGGGCUCUUUCCUUUCCGCCAUCGUGGCAUUGACUGGUGGAAACCUGCUCGGGUGGUUCCUGGACAACAAGUCAGUGAAGCUGAAGCUGCGCGCCCGUGGCGCGUUCUUCUUCAUCCUGGCCACGCAGGGCGGGUGGUGGAUCUGGUCGACGAUCCUCACGACGCGCUUCGACCGCACGAAGCCGACGUUCGACUGGGGCGUCGCGGGCUUCGGGAGCGCGUUCACGCUGUUCCUCGUGCUCGUGCUCUCGUUCCAGCUGCAGUACCUCUACCUGUACUUCGUCAUCGGCCACCUCGCGAAGACACCAGAGGACGUCGUGCGGAUCGCGGGCCUGCUGCGUGGGACGGAGAGCGCGGCGCAGGCGGUGAGCUACGGGCUGUCGAGUGUGAGCAGCUUCGCGGCCGUCGGGGCCAGCGCGGUCAACUUCGGGCUGUGGGGCAUCGCGUUGGUGCCGGCAUGGCUUGUUAUUCGCGACAUCGGGGGCCGGCUUGGAGACCGGAGGGAGGAGCGCGAGCGGGCCGUGCAGCACGAGGAGGACGCUGGGACGGAAAAGUCUAUCAACGAGAAGGUCCCUGUGUAG
Trametes versicolor FP-101664 SS1 is the source of this 1341-nucleotide messenger RNA. RefSeq lists its product as uncharacterized. The transcript has 11 exons. Gene Ontology annotation, molecular function: transmembrane transporter activity. Gene Ontology annotation, biological process: transmembrane transport. The record is from RefSeq and is a predicted model, not a curated record. The annotation marks the transcript as partial. NCBI's taxonomy places the organism in Eukaryota, Fungi, Basidiomycota, Agaricomycetes, Polyporales, Polyporaceae.